AUGUCCAAGCAUACACUCAAAGUAGCGGUUACGCAGGCCGAGCCUCAGUGGCUGGACCUUGCUGCCAGCGUCAACAAAACCUGUGGCCUCAUCAACGAGGCUGCAGAAAAUGGCGCCAAGCUUGUUGCGUUUCCUGAAUGCUGGAUUCCUGGGUAUCCAGGCUGGAUCUGGCAAAGGCCCGUUGACCCAAUCAUCAAUACAGAAUAUAAUGAGAAUUCGCUCAAGGUGGACUCAGCUGAGAUGAGGGCUAUCCAAGCUUGCGCAAAGUCGAACUCGGUAGCGAUUUCUCUUGGAUUCUCAGAGCGCACCGAGUCACACUCCCUUUACAUUUCUCAGGUUAUCAUUACGCCUGAGGGCGAAAUCGCUGCCCAUCAUCGGAAGCUUAAGCCAACACAUAUGGAGCGCACUAUUUUUGGCGACGGCUCUGAUAAUGUCUUGAAUACUGUCGCUGAUAUCGACUUUGGCGAUGUUGGUGUGAUCAAGGUUGGCAAUCUUGCAUGCUGGGAACAUGCUCAGCCACUACUCAAGUACCAUACCUACUCGCAGCAUGAAAGCAUUCACAUUAGUGCAUGGCCUCCCAUCGAUCCUCACGGCGGAACUGAGGCCCCUGGCCUGUGGAGCAUGAGUGCUGAAGGUACCGAGUGUAUGAGUCAGAUGUAUGCCAUGGAGGGUGGCUCGUAUGUCCUACAUUGUACGGCAGUUUGCAAUCAACCAGGGAUUGAUAAGCUGAAGACGAAGGGAGGCUUGUUGUUCCAAGAACCUGGCGGCGGCCACAGUGCGGUGUAUGGUCCCGAUGGGAGGAGGUUGACAAAGCCUCUGGCUAGUGGCGACGCGACGGCUGAAGGAAUCGUGUACACCGAGCUGGACUUGAAGGCCAUAGUUACUAACAGAUCUUUCCUUGACGUGGUUGGCCAUUAUAGUCGACCUGACCUCCUGUGGCUUGGGGUGGAUAAGAAGCAAAAGAACAUUGUGGUUUUAACGAAGGAGGCACAGGAUAGCGCGUAA
Molecule: messenger RNA, 1005 nt
Organism: Fusarium sp. VM40
Lineage: Eukaryota; Fungi; Ascomycota; Sordariomycetes; Hypocreales; Nectriaceae
Source: the annotation of a GenBank genome assembly